AUGAAGCUCACCCCACUUGUCUCGGUGCUACUGGCCAAGGCCAUUGAGGCCGCCCCUCAACCUGUCACUGCCUUAUCCAAUGUUGGUGCUACAACAUCAGACGUCUACCCUCCGGCAGCCACAUCCGUCAACUCGGCUCAGUUCCCACCCGAACCAGUGGUCCAAUUCCCUGGGCCAACGCAGACUGGCCUUGAGCCAGCCGUGGCUCAGACAGCUCCCCUUUACCCAUAUAACACUCAAGGCGCCGCGGCAUUCCCUCUGGUUGCUCCUCAGCCUCAAGGCUCUGAUUCGAGCUCCAAAGUCGACAUUACUCGCUACUGGGGUAACUUGUCACCGUGGUAUUCAUUGUCUUCCGCCGAUUACGGAUUGCCCAAUGCAAGCCCCCUUAUUCCUGCUGGCUGCUCCAUCAGUCAGGUUCACCUCUUGUACCGCCACGGUGCACGGUACCCUACCAGCGGAGCUGCCCCUGCGACGUUUGCUGCUAAGCUUGCAAAUGCCACCAAGGGCGCCGGUUUUCAAGUUUCGGGCGAGCUGGCUUUCCUGUCCGACUGGACUUACAAGCUGGGUGCUGAGCUUUUGACUCCCUUUGGACGCAGCCAGAACUUCCUUCUCGGUGUUGCAUACCGCCAAUUGUAUGGUGAAUUGUUGAACAACUUCACCGCUCAGGGUGCUCUCCCAGUUUUCCGAACUGAAUCUCAGGACCGCAUGGUCAAGACCGCCGAGAACUUUGCGGCUGGUUUCUUUGGUGUUCCUGAGUAUCUGAAUCAGGUAAACAUUGAGAUUCUUGUCGAGAAUCCUGGUGUCAAUAACUCCGGCGCCCCCUACGAGGUCUGCAACAACUCCAACAUCGCCAGUCGUGGAAGCAUUGGCACCACUGUCGCGAACAAAUUCGCCAACAACGCUUUCAAUUCCACCCUAGCCCGGUUGAACUCCCAGAUCUCUGGUAAUCUAACCUUCACACCCACCGACGCUAUCGCUAUGCUUCAGCUCUGCUCGUACGAGACUGAUGCACUUGGGUAUUCCGCCUUCUGUGGCCUCUUUACGCAGCAAGACUUUCAAAACUACGAAUACUACUAUGACUUGUCUUUCUACUACAACAACGGCCCAGGUUCCCCAGUUGCUGCUGCUCAAGGCAAAGGCUACCUCGAGGAGUUCGUUGCUCGAUUUACUCAGACCUACCCUGCCGCGCUCUCUGCUCUCAACGAGACAUUCGACGAUACACCGACGUAUUUCCCACUCAACCAGUCCAUCUACGCCGACGCUACCCACGAGGUCGUUGUUCUCGAUACACUCACGGCCUUCAACCUAACUGCGCUGUUCAAUGGACCUGCUCUUAAUACGAGCACUAACCAAGGGCGUAACAACUUUGUUGCCAGCAAGCUUGUACCGUUUGCCACUCACUUCACUACUCAAGUGCUUGAGUGCCCCAUCUUAAUCCCGUCUAAGCAGAUCCGUUUCAUCGUCAACGACGCAGUUGUUCCAGUCUCGGACUCCCAUCCCGGCUGCCCUGUUGAUCCCAAUGGUCUAUGUCCCUUUGAUACCAUGGUCAAUGUGCUGAAACAGCGAAUUAACGAGAUCGACUUCAGAUACGAUUGUUUUGCCAAUUACACUGCUUCGGCAGGCGUUAAUUACAAUGGUCGUGCGCCUCGUAAUGCAACGCCAUGA
This is a messenger RNA of Cladophialophora psammophila CBS 110553, 1665 nucleotides long. RefSeq lists its product as uncharacterized. The transcript has 5 exons. NCBI's taxonomy places the organism in Eukaryota, Fungi, Ascomycota, Eurotiomycetes, Chaetothyriales, Herpotrichiellaceae. Gene Ontology annotation, molecular function: acid phosphatase activity. The record is from RefSeq and is a predicted model, not a curated record. The coding region runs from base 1 to 1665 and encodes 554 amino acids.